Molecule: messenger RNA, 3465 nt
Organism: Trichobilharzia regenti
Lineage: Eukaryota; Metazoa; Platyhelminthes; Trematoda; Strigeidida; Schistosomatidae
Source: the annotation of a GenBank genome assembly
AUGCAGGUGGAGUAUAAACAACUCGAGGUUUGGCUUCAUGGUAAACUGAAGCCAUUGUGCGUUGCAGAUCCCAUCCCACUUUCUCAGUAUGUCAUAGCUUUGAUUAAAAAAGACAAAGGAGAACAGGAGUUAAAAGAAAUAUGUAUGGAUCAACUCGAAGUAUUUUUACAAGAGAAUACCACUAAGUUUGUUGAAGACCUAUUCACUGCACUUAAGUCGAGAGCAUAUGUUUCAAAUGAACCAUUGAAACCAAUCCAGUCAAGUAGUUCUGGUCCCAAAGAAGUAUCCGGGAAACCUCACUCCGGAAACCAUUCGUUUGAUAAUAUACCAAAGGAUAGAAAAAGAAACUUAUCCAACAGCAAUCCUCCAAGUUCGACAAACAGCUCAACUGCCAAGCAGAAGAGAAAACGUUCACCAGAGGUGAAGUCGAAGCGAAUAUCUCCUGGACGUUCACGUAGCCCCCAUUCAUCAUCACGGUCAAUUAAUAAUACUACUGUAGCUAGCAGACAGCAUGGUGAUUCUUGGGAUCGUGGACGACAAAAUGAUCAAAUGGGAGAGUCUAAUCUAAAAACUGUGGAUUCCCACAAUUGGCGUAAUUCAUCAGGUGAUUCAGAUGGAGAGACAUCACACUUGACUACGCAUUCUCGUCGAAAUAAACAUCGUGAUUCCGAGUCACAAACACGUGACAGUCGUGAACGCAUUAAUUCGCGUAGCCGAGAUGAACACAACAGUCGUUUGGGUAAAUCUGCGACAACAAGGUCUUCACCUGACAGCAGAAUAAACGAUGAAAAAUUUCGGGGUCUAAGCAAUCGACGCUGUCGUGAUUUCGAAGAGCGUGGAUUUUGUGUAUAUGGAGACAAAUGCCAAUACAAUCAUGGCCCAAAUGCUUUAGUCAUUUCAUCUGCUAAAUCUGCAUCGGUUACUACUCACCUAACAAAUCCCUUGCUAGAUCCUAAAUCACUCUCAACUAAUAUUCUGGAUUCAUCGAUGAAUAUUAUCCGGGAGUCAUCAAAAUCCAGUGUAGUUCAGCCACAAUCUAUUGUCACAGCUGUACUAUCUGGACAAACAAACUUGAACGAUUUAAGUCAACAAAUUGUCCCUUCUUAUAUUCCUGUUUAUCAUCCGACCCCAAUCAACCAACAAGAUAGUCAAAUGUUAGUGGCGUGUUGUGUUGAUCAGUCACAUGAUACCGGAUUACUGUCACACAUUGCUAACCCUUCUCUUUUGUAUCAUAAUAAUGCUAAUACUACUACUAAUAAUAAUAAUAAAGCCAACUGGAGAAAUUCUCGUCUACCAAAUCAUGCCCAACAACGUCACAAUAAUCAUCGAACUUCUGGCAAUUCUGUGAGUCGAAACAUUGUUACUUUACCAAUGGUUGAAAAUGUUAACAACAAUAGUGAAACAACUUCUCAUCAGUCUGUUGUAAAUUCAGCGCCACCUGCUUAUGAACCUGAUCGACCACACUUGUCCAUGAUUUCAACGUCUGAUGAUAGUAAUAUUCCUGCUGUUUAUGAUGAUGUUAAUGAUGUCGAGCAUAUUACUAGUGCUACUGCUGCAACUCCACCAUUGUCAUAUACACCCAGUCCUAUCACUGAACAAAUCAGUUCGUAUGCUGUUGUCCCAAAAACUUGUGAAAUAUCUAACCUAUCAUCCCCUGAUACUCUUGCAUCUCGAACUAUUGAUCCGCGUACUGUUCUCUACGUCAAUCGUCUUCCAUGGCGAUUUAAUGAUGAAAAUAAAAUUCGUGAACAUUUUGCUCAAUUCGGCAAUGUGAUAAAUGUAGUUGCAAGAUACAAUGGCUUAGCAGAUACUGCAAUGGUUGAGUUUUCUUCGUCGGAUGAAGCAGAAAAAGCCUAUCGUAGUCCAGUUCCUAUGUUCUCGAAUAGAUUUAUUCGAAUUUUUACUCGACUACCAGAAAAUUCCCAACAGAAUGCAAGAAAUACAAAUCGACGUUUUCCUCGACCAAAGAGUGUAUUGGACCGUUUAGGAUCAAGACCAGUGCUUGAUGCCAACAACAAAGUUAAUUCCUACGCUUGGAUGAGUAUGAACCAUGACAGUGUAGAUAAUCAGCAAGUCGCUAAUGAUACUCUUCAGAGAGGUAACCGAUCUCGUUGGCGUUUAGAAAGAAAUCCUGCAAGUGGAGAUGCUUUGCUGUCGGGUGAUGAAGAAGAUGAUAUAGUUGACGAAAAUCCUGUCACCGAUUUCUCAGGAACAUCAAAUUUUGUUAAAGUAAGUAACAAAAUGGAUCAUAACGAUAAUAAGUUGCUUGCUGACAAUUUUCUCGAUUAUAAUUCGGAUCAAGAUACUACUAAUUUAGAUGUACAAAAGUAUCAAAGUCGUAACAUGAAUAAUAACACUUCAAGUCCGUACACAAUAUCGCUUAAACAAGAGGCUGAUGCGAUUUCAUGGGAACGACGAAAAAUGGCUGCUUUAAAGCAGCGAAAAGAACAAUUAAUGAUUCUGGAUAAGUCUCGUGAAGCUCGUGAAUCUGCAAUUGAAGUUCAAAAACAACGAAUUGUUCGUAUAAAAUUACUCCUGAAACGUGUAAUGGAUCAAUUGGAGAAUAAUCAUACAAAUGAUGUAGACAGUGUAACAACAGAUUCCUCAAAGCCAUUAACAUUAGACGAGAGAAAGAAACUACUCAUUGAAGCUAAACGUUUACAGCACGAACUUGAAUCUGCUAUAGAAGCUGAGAAAAAAGCAUUGGCCAAUCAUACUUUACAUAAAGAAACUAACAGUAAGAAAACUAAAGGAAGUACAACAAUUAGUUCAGCUGCAUUACAAGCACUACCUGCAGCUGUUCGAAUGGAAAGGGAGAAACAAAUCUCAGAGAUUCAAGAUGAAAUAGAUAAAGUAGAAACGGCCUUACGCGAAAUGCCUCAGGACACUGAGCAAAUAAAAGAGGGUCGUCGACGAAUUGUAGAAUUGAAGAGACAGCUUGUUGAACUAGAGACGAUUCGGCCUUCCGAUAUACUUGCGCCACAAACUGCUGGCGGUUUCGCUGCAGCUGAUGGUUCUGUUUACCCUAACAGGACUCAAACUAAAUUGGAUAAACGACCGCGAACUCUGUACAUUACUGGUAUUGAAGCGGAUGAUGUUGAGAACUUCCUAAAUGCUCUGUCGAUGAAUUAUUUACAUACACAAAGUUUUACAAAACAAACGGACCCUGGAACUGAUCAAUUAGUUCUUGAAGUUACAUUCUGCACGCGUGAUUUUGCUGAAGCAGCUAUUCGUCAAUUCAGUCAAUUUCAUGGACGUGAUCUACAAAUGAGUUUUGUUUAUUCUCCUAUGGUGUCUGAUUCAAAAAGGAAUAGCUUUAGUGAAGAUGAUGUAAAGCACGUUUCUUCAACACAAGCUGAAACAUCAUCCGAUCAACUUCAAGCUAUCACUUCCUCUGAAUCCUUAGAUUAUUCCUCUCAUUCCAGUCCUACAUCAACUACAGCAUUAAAUAUGAUAUCUUUAUGA